GAAGCCGCACAUGCCAUUUUUCGCCCACAGCCUCUAUAUGUGGAAAAGAAUAUCCGAUUCAUCCAUUCCUUUCCGCGGCAAAUAACAAAAACUCAACAAUGAAUGAAAAUGAGGAAAUCCCCAAAGCACUCGUCGUCGGCGGCAGCAUAGCCGGAAUUUCCUGUGCUCACACUCUCAUAAAAGCCGGCUGGAAUGUUCAGAUACUUGAAAAAUCAACCACUCCCCCUACCGGAAGUUCCACCGGCGCCGGCCUCGGCCUCGACCCUCUCUCACAGAGCCUCAUCCAGUCCUGGCUUUCCGAUCCCCACCGUCUCCUCCAGUCCACCCUCUCACUUACCGUCGAUCAGAAUCAUGCAACUACUGAUGGGGAAACUAAGGGCAGGAGGAUUUUAACUAGGGAUGAGAAUUUCAAUUUCAGGGCAGCUCUUUGGGCUGACCUCCAUGGCCUUCUCUAUAAUGAGCUUCCAUCUGAAAUUUUUCUAUGGGGUCACCAGUUCCUCUCUUUCUCCAAGUCUGAGGACAAAGCUUCUAUGAAGAUAACAGCUAGAGUUUUGCAAACUGAUGAGAUUAUCGAAAUAGUUGCAGAUUUGCUUGUUGGUGCUGAUGGGUGUCUUUCUUCUGUUCUUCAAACCUUCCUUCCCAACUUCAAGUUGAGAUAUUCUGGAUAUUGUGCUUGGAGAGGAGUCCUUGAUUUUUCUGAGAAUGAGAAUUCAGACACUAUAGUUGGAAUCCGAAAGGCAUAUCCUGAACUUGGGAAAUGCCUGUAUUUUGACUUAGGAUCAGCUACUCACAUUGUGCUCUACGAGCUUCCAAAGAAAAAGCUCAACUGGAUUUGGUAUAUCAAUCAACCAGAGCCACAACUUAAGGGUAACUCAGUGACGAUGAGAGUACAAGAUGAGAUGGUGAGGAAGAUGCACAAACAAGCCGAGAAGGUUUGGGUUCCUGAGUUCACAAGAGUCCUUAAAGAAACAAAAGAGCCUUUCAUUAAUGUCAUAUAUGAUAGAAAUCCAUUGGAACAACUAGUUUGGGACAAUGUGGUACUAGUUGGAGAUGCAGCUCAUCCCACAACUCCUCAUGGCUUGAGAAGUACAAAUAUGUCAAUAUUAGAUGCAGCUGUUUUAGGCAAAUGCCUUGAGAAAUGGGGACCAGAUAACUUACAAUCAGCCCUCGCAGAAUAUCAAUCUGUUCGGCUGCCUGUCAGCUCAAAGCAAGUCCUGCAUUCUAGGUAUAUGGGUAGGCUAAAGCAAGGUUUAGCUCUUCCUGACCGCGAACCCUUCAACCCCAGGGUAGCUACACCAGAUAACUGCCUAGAACUUCAACAGAAGAACAUUCCUUUCUUCAAUGAUGUACCUCAAUUGAUAGAUGCUACCAGGAAAUCUAUAUAGUCAAGAAUGUCUAGGCCCCCUAGCUUAAAUGCAUUCAUCAUAAGCCAGUAUCUCAGGCCGCAUUUAAUUGUAUUCGUAACAUUGUACCGUCAAGAAGUAUAAUAAUAAUAAGUCCCCUCUAUGACAGAAGUCGUCUUCAAAUCCAUCUUUUGCAUCAUUGAUCAAGAAUGAGUUUAGCAGAAACUAUAUCCAUAACCAUAUGUGAGUUCUGAAUCAGUUUUCAUCUAUACAGCAACUACACAGAUGUUGCAUCAAUAUGAUUAUAUGAAAGCUAAGUUAUAAACAGCCGAUUGGUUUGGCAAUACUCUAUUUCAGAUUCAA
This is a messenger RNA of Benincasa hispida (wax gourd), 1706 nucleotides long. RefSeq lists its product as uncharacterized. NCBI's taxonomy places the organism in Eukaryota, Viridiplantae, Streptophyta, Magnoliopsida, Cucurbitales, Cucurbitaceae. The record is from RefSeq and is a predicted model, not a curated record. Gene Ontology annotation, molecular function: FAD binding.